GUAACACAGCCUGAUAACGGGUCAUCACAACAUGCGCAAAGCAGAUGUCCGAUUCGAUCCGUUCUCUUCUCUUUCGGCCGGGACUGGAAGCAACUACCGAACCAGAGCAUGGCGGUGGUCUCGUCGCAACGCCGAUCUAUUAUCUCAUUACUCUCUUUGUUUCCCGGACAUCCCGGUCGCUGCGUUCGACGCACCUGAAUCGAUCCGAGAACAGCCUGUCGGGCUAGCAACGUUUUUGUCCCCGGCCCACCUCACCCCAUGCAGUUGACGAUGGUUGUCGUCGUCCCUUACCUGCCGGCUAGUGACGUUUCCUUCACUGCAGAGCUACAGGCCCCGCACGCAGCACCCUUCUGAUGUGUGUUGUUCUUGCAGCGGCUUGUGUGAAUGAUGCGGUCGAAGGGAUGGUAACCGUUUCCAGCUCAGGCGGCCUAUGAAGGGCGGUCGCAGUGCCCUUGUUUUCUAUCCUGCUCUCUCUCGCUCUCAGUCCUGCGCUAUAUAUUUCUAUUAUUCCACCGUCGCUCCUUCCAUCCCGUCCCAUGCGUUCCUCGAUGCCCCGUCCUCGAUCGCUCCAGCUCUCUUCCAGAGCGUGCGUACAUGCGUCGUGCAGACCGCAAACACGCAGCUCACCGAUAUCUUUCUUUUGCAGUCCCCCUUUCGCCAAGAAGCCCCACCGCGUCACCCAAAUGCUCAUCGUCAGAAGGGCGGCACGGACGAAUCAGCAUCGCUUCACACGGCUCACUACCCGGAAAGUCGCGCGCGCGACGACGGCCCCAAUGCACCCCUUACGGAGACGGCGACAGGCCGCCUCCCCCCGCCCGCCAUCGCGCCGGCGUUUCCGCGCAGAGACGAUCACCGCAGCGUCCCUGUCGCCCAUCCUGCUCCCGCAAAUCCCCGUGCUGCCGAGUCUCUCGCCCACGCAGUCCGAGCCGGACUCGGGCUACUGCUCCGAGUCCUCGGUACCGCCGUCCCCCAGCCGACGGCGCUACAUCAGGCCGGUCUCCGUCGCGCUCGACGGCGACCUCGCCGCUGUCGCUGUCCGUCUCUCAGCGCUACCUUCCAUCCAUGUGCUGUCUCCAUUGGAUGACGAUACCCUCUUGUGUUACUACUAGCCUAUUACUUAUCUCUAUCUGUGUAACUGUAGCCCGAGAGCAGCAGCAUCUGCCCGGACGCCCACGGGUCGUGCUGUGAACUCAUCCAUCUAUGUAUCCUUGCCUACAAAUUCUAAUCAGAGCCGUGAAAUUGUGCUGC
This is a messenger RNA of Mycena citricolor, 1248 nucleotides long. The record is from the annotation of a GenBank genome assembly. NCBI's taxonomy places the organism in Eukaryota, Fungi, Basidiomycota, Agaricomycetes, Agaricales, Mycenaceae.